GCUUGCGCAGUGAGAGGAGGUUCCGCAUGCGCCGUGGGGCUGGGCGAAGCGCACGCCGUGGAGGGUCGGCGUCCGGUGCGGGUGUACCCAGUCGGGCGGCUGCGACUUUAAAGAGCACGGCGUGGGACCCCAGCGCGGGAUUCUCAGAGACACCUCAGAAUGCCGGGUCUAAGUUGUAGAUUUUAUCAACACAAAUUUCCUGAAGUGGAAGAUGUAGUGAUGGUGAAUGUCAGGUCCAUUGCUGAAAUGGGGGCUUAUGUCAGCUUGUUGGAAUAUAACAACAUUGAAGGCAUGAUUCUACUUAGUGAGUUGUCCAGAAGACGUAUCCGUUCUAUAAACAAACUCAUCCGAAUUGGCAGAAAUGAGUGUGUAGUUGUCAUUAGAGUGGACAAAGAAAAAGGUUAUAUUGAUUUGUCAAAAAGAAGAGUUUCUCCAGAGGAAGCAAUCAAAUGUGAAGACAAAUUCACAAAAUCCAAAACUGUUUAUAGCAUUCUUCGUCAUGUUGCUGAGGUGUUGGAAUACACCAAGGAUGAGCAGCUUGAAAGUCUGUUCCAGAGGACUGCCUGGGUGUUUGAUGACAAGUACAAGAGACCUGGAUACGGUGCCUAUGAUGCAUUUAAGCAUGCCGUCUCAGACCCAUCUAUUUUGGAUAGCCUAGAUUUAAAUGAAGAUGAACGUGAAGUACUAAUUAACAAUAUUAAUAGGCGUUUGACCCCACAAGCUGUCAAAAUUCGAGCAGAUAUUGAAGUGGCUUGCUAUGGUUAUGAAGGCAUUGAUGCUGUAAAAGAAGCCCUGAGAGCAGGGUUGAAUUGUUCUACGGAAACCAUGCCCAUCAAGAUUAAUCUAAUAGCACCUCCUCGGUAUGUGAUGACAACGACAACCCUGGAGAGAACAGAAGGCCUCUCUGUCCUCAAUCAAGCUAUGGCUGUCAUCAAAGAAAAGAUUGAGGAGAAGAGGGGUGUGUUCAAAAUUCAAAUGGAGCCCAAAGUGGUCACAGAUACAGAUGAAACUGAACUUGCAAGACAGCUGGAAAGGCUUGAGAGAGAAAAUGCAGAAGUGGAUGGAGACGACGAUGCUGAAGAAAUGGAAGCCAAAGCGGAGGAUUAACUUGUGGGCAGCAGUCCAGUUCAAGGAGCAGGAAGCAGUCUUGCUGACCGGAAACCCUAGACUUAAAAAGUUUUCCAGUAUUGAAAACUUCAAAGCUCAAUAUUUUUUAUUUCCGAAUAUUUAAGUAUUCAACAGACUAGACCAUGAAAGGCCCUCCUAGAUGUCAGCCAUUUUCACAUAGGAGCUCAAACACAUCAAGCAUUUUUAAGGGAGUGGCUUGAUUUGACCAAAAACAAAUUUUUAAGAACAAGUCUAAAAUUGGGCUGAUGAUUUCCGUUUCUGAUGUCUCCAGAUUGGCUCCCUUUGUGUAGUUCAGGACCUCCAUGAAAUUUGCCAGGAGCACCCAAAACAAUUCCAAUCUUUCUAUUAAAAAGUGUAUCAAGCAAACAUCAAAUAAAUUUCUGGGAUAUUUAACUA
Jaculus jaculus (lesser Egyptian jerboa) is the source of this 1524-nucleotide messenger RNA. It is a transcript of the gene Eif2s1, whose product is annotated as eukaryotic translation initiation factor 2 subunit alpha. The coding region runs from base 160 to 1107 and encodes 315 amino acids. Gene Ontology annotation, molecular function: translation initiation factor activity; ribosome binding; RNA binding. The record is from RefSeq and is a predicted model, not a curated record. NCBI's taxonomy places the organism in Eukaryota, Metazoa, Chordata, Mammalia, Rodentia, Dipodidae. Gene Ontology annotation, cellular component: multi-eIF complex; eukaryotic translation initiation factor 2 complex; eukaryotic 48S preinitiation complex. The transcript has 8 exons.